This is a messenger RNA of Oncorhynchus gorbuscha (pink salmon), 2238 nucleotides long. It is a transcript of the gene cd27, whose product is annotated as CD27 molecule. Bases 1015 to 1758 code for a protein of 247 amino acids. The transcript is spliced from 6 exons. Gene Ontology annotation, molecular function: protein binding. The record is from RefSeq and is a predicted model, not a curated record. NCBI's taxonomy places the organism in Eukaryota, Metazoa, Chordata, Actinopteri, Salmoniformes, Salmonidae.
AAACAAAAUGUACCCUUCAGCCAAUGGAAAACAUAUAAUAAGAAAAUCCUGGAGAAACAUUCAUGAGAAUCAGUCAUGUUGUUUUGGUUGACAACUGUUUGUUUCUGCAGACUGAGGCUCAGCCCAGUCAUUUCUGUUUGUUACAGAAAUCUGUGUAUGCUGUAUGAAUGCUCAGAGGCCUGAGGCGAAGGUGGAGAGAGAUGUGUAGAGGGUCGUCCCUGCCGCUGCUCCCUGGGCUGUAACAGUUCACCCAGGGUCAUGUGAUGUGGCUUGGCUUCUGUGAAAAUCCAGGUUGAGCUGAGAAGGAGCAGACCACAGAGUCAAUGAAACCUCGUGACCUCUGACAGAGAGACUGCUGCAUAUGGUUGAAACACACACACACACACCACACAGGUGCAGACACAUUCACCCGACGCACACACGCACACACACACUAACCAUGAUAGGCAAAAUAUGACAUUCAGUUAACCCACAGAGUCAAUGUAGCUGAAAAACCUGUUGUGUACAUGUCCAUAAAGACUGUCAAUGUCAUUUCUCUCAGUCUGAUCUGAGUAUGUUUGACUGGACUGUGAAUUUAAAUAAGAACGGCUGCUGCUUACAGUGAAGAAAAUGACUGGUCCUAAGAUGAGUGUAAUGUAGUCAUAUCACUCUGAAGUUACCUUAUCAUCAAAGCAACUGAGCGAAAGAGAGAGAGACAGACGGACAUAAAGAGAGUCUUAAAGAUUGUUUUGGAACCUAAUAUCACCGUUUCUGAUGAAAAAAGAGAGACAGACAAACAGCAGUGGAAUAAAAGGGGGAGGAAGAGGGGCAAGUUUAGGGUUUUAAGCGGCACAGUGGUUCAGAGUGAACUAGGGGGGUCGUCAUAGAGAGAGAGAUAGGAUUCUUGAAAUGGCAGUUUACCUUAUGACUCAUCUUUUGAAUAAUACUCUGACACACUGUGAUCCCCAGUUCAGUCACACAGUCAGAGGGUCCAGAGUCACAUCUAUCUCAUUCUCUCAUCCUCUCUGAGACACGAUGCAUAUCUUCUGGUGGAUCACCCACAUCUUUCUAUCCCUCCCUUCUCUCCUCUCUCUAGUCCAAUCCCUCACGUGCGACAAUGAGACACAGUAUGCUUGGCCACUGCAUGUAAGCCAAUGGUGCUGCGACAAGUGUCCACCAGGUCAGCAUCUGGUGGGACGCUGCACUGGUCAGAACAGCCCUACCCAGUGUACUGACUGCGAUAGCGGCUACUACUCAGACAGCUACAACUUCAACAUAGGUUGCAAAUCCUGCGAUGGCUGCAGCAUGAGUGAGCUGCAGUAUGUAUCUCGCUGUUCCACCAAGCAGAAUGAUGUGUGCAGCUGUAAACCAGGCUACCGCUGCAGAGGCAGUGGCACCUGUCUGGACUGUGAGGAGAUCCCCAGCCCGAACACACCCAAACUCAUACCGACACCUCCCAUCAUGCCAGCUACAGUGUCAAACCACUCGGUGCCUGGUAUCCCUAAUCAUAGACCUAAACCUGUCACCAAACCUGGUCCUGGGCCCAUCACAAAUCCAAACCAAGAUGAUAGCAAGUGGCUCCCGGUGUGUGUGUCUGCAGUGUGUGUGUGUCUACUGCUCACCUGCCUUGUUGCCAUAUCAAAGCUCAAACCUGUUCUGCGAUGGAUUGGUUCACCAAACAGCUUCUGGUCUCCCAAAAAGACUACUCCAGCGGAAGAGGAAGUGCCCAUGCCGGUCCAGGAAGUGUGUGGAAAGCCAGAGCUGCUACUGGACGUAUGAUGGAGGAAGUAGGUGUCGAAGGAGAGGAUGAGAACUCACAAGCGAGCUGGGAGACCCGGGAGACAAACAGACUACCUCACAUUCCCAUUGAAGUGAAACUAACCUGAAGGCUAGACAGGCUGCUGUAUUGGUUUAAUGCAGUGGCUUCUGUAUCUAGGACUUUCAGAAAGGACAAGAAAAUAGGACAAAAAGACACUUUGAAGUAUGAAGAUACAGACUAAAGAUGAGUGGGAGUCUGUGACCGAGAAAGAGCAGAUUGAGAGUGAGAAACAAAGAGUGAACAAGAGACACAGAGAGAGACAGACAGACACACACACAAACAUUUGUGUGCUGAAUACGUGUACUGUACAUGUUUAUGUUGAAGAUGUUUUACACCUUCAUUACAAUUAUGCUUUUUGCUGUAUCUAUGCUUUAUGCCAGUGUUUACAUAGUAGUGGCUGUUUAAAACAUACAGUGCUGUAUUUUAAAUAAAGAACAGAA